AUGAGAACCCAGUUGUAUCUACUUAGCCUCCUGGCUCUGUUGGUAGUGGGGAUACAAGCAGCAAGCUCAACUGCGACGCAGUUCCCUUCUUGCACUUUGAAAUGCAAUGAGAGCUUGUUCUCAAGUUGUUCCCUCACCAAUAACAGCACAUGCUUCUGUGCCAGUGACUCGCGCCCUUCUGCUUUACUGAGCUGUGUCGAGAGUAAUUGCACAACCAAGGAAUUUUUUACUACAAAACGGCAGUAUGAAAAUGAAUGUGACAUUACGCCGCUCAAGGGCCCUCCAGUGUUCUUGCUUCGAUUUUUUUUCGUGGCGAGGAUAUUCGCCAAGAGCAGUGGACUUGCCGGCGGGUGGGGGUGGGAUGACUAUACAAUCAUUGUUUCAUAUUUCAUGGGUGUUGCGAUUUAUGCCAUCUAUGUCUAUAUAGUGAUACGGUAUGGCUUCGGUCGGAAUAUUUGGGACAUUGAUUUCCCCGAUAUCACCGAAUUUUACAAGCUUUUCCAAGCUCUUGCAGUGAUGUACAAAAUCCAGAUAUCUCUCGCCAAAAUCUCGGUUGUUCUCUUCCUUCUCCGCAUUUUCCAAAGUCCGUUGUUUCGCUAUAUCGCAUAUGGUCUCAUCGGCAUAAAUGCCGCGAUCGGUAUCACAUGGGCAUUGGUGGAUUCAUUUCGUUGUCUUCCUGUACACCUCACCUGGAAUGGUUGGACGAACGAAGAAUCAGGGCAGUGCAUCAACUUCAUUAAUUCUAUCCUGGUGAAUUGCCUCGUGAACAUUGUCGUGGAUACGAUCACUAUUGUUCUGCCAGUUUGGGAAGUGAGCAAGUUGCAAAUGCCGCUGCGAAAGAAGAUAACUGUCGCACUGAUGUUCGUUGUUGGCUCACUCCUCACUAUCAUCGCCAUUAUCCGAGUUAUUGUCUUCUGGAAUAACCGUUGGGGUCUCAACCAGACCCUCGGUCUUUACCCACUCAUCUACUGGUCCGUCAUCGAAUGCCAGAUUUCUGUACUGUGCGCCUGUCUGCCUGCAUCCAGAGCGCUUAUUGCUCGUUGGUUUCCCGCACUGCUGGGUGGCUCUACCCGAGAGACAUACGGGAGAACAUACGGAUCUGCGGCGCCAGGAGGUCGAAGCAACAGAGCGAACUACGGUCAAGAUAGUGCGAUAAAUAAAUCUGUCAGCUAUUCCGUCAAGUAUGCGGCGCGGUCACAUAAUGACGAUUCGAACAGCGACGUGGAGCUAGUUGACAGAGACACAAGGCGUGGCCAGUAUUAG
This is a messenger RNA of Penicillium manginii, 1263 nucleotides long. RefSeq lists its product as uncharacterized. Lineage: Eukaryota; Fungi; Ascomycota; Eurotiomycetes; Eurotiales; Aspergillaceae. The transcript is spliced from 8 exons. The record is from RefSeq and is a predicted model, not a curated record. The coding region runs from base 1 to 1263 and encodes 420 amino acids.